This is a messenger RNA of Trichoderma harzianum CBS 226.95, 492 nucleotides long. RefSeq lists its product as hypothetical. The record is from RefSeq and is a predicted model, not a curated record. The transcript has a single exon. Lineage: Eukaryota; Fungi; Ascomycota; Sordariomycetes; Hypocreales; Hypocreaceae. Bases 115 to 396 code for a protein of 93 amino acids.
CUAGGCCUUAGGCCUUAGGAGAAAAGGCGCGAGACUUCGGGUAUCGCGGGUGCUGCGGCCGGGCCUCGCUCUCGCUCUCGCGUUUAAAAGAGUCAUCUUUAAUCCGUAGAUUCGAUGCCAAUGUUAAGCUGCACAGUCGCCCUGCAGCUGCUCACGCGCCAAGCGGAAUUAUCACGACCUGUUGCUGACUCGCGAGCGCAUCACAUCUGGGGGCCGAGAACAUCGUUGAGAUUAUCAAUCCUCGCCGUCUCGUAUAUUCAUCUUUGGGCCCAUGUACAGCGCAACGCCAAGGCAUCACCAAUUCCUUCAUCCGCUGCAUCUCCAUCAUCGUGCAGGCAUCACCACCUCCAAUAUCGAUAUACAAGUCUAAAACAACAUACCCAACGCCAAUCAUAAAACUCCCCGCCCUGCUCGCAGACAACAUGAGCUCUUCGUAUGUACACCAGCAGGCAUUCUAUAAACGCAAAACAACAGGGUAUUCUCCAAAUUAUG